AAUAAGGAACGGACGAUAUAACUAAACUUGUGUAUUGACUGAUGUCUCUUAGGCUUUUCAUUUUCCGAUUAACUUGAUGGUUUUGACAUAAAUGAUGAUAAUGCAGAAAUUGUGUUCUUCUGUUCAUGUUUAAUCAUUAAAUUGGUGAUUUUGUAGUGUAGCAACUUUUAAGUUCAGUAAGAUGAACCAUAAAUAAAAAAAAAACACUCCUUACAUUAUCAUCAGGGUUAAGUCUAAACCUCGAGUUAACCAGGUGAAAAAUUACACCUCACUGAGAGAAAACAACCCGCGUCUUUGUGCGGUAGUUAAAUCGAAAAUAUCCCUUCCGGCCGACUCAGCGGAUAGCGUUGUAUGUGUGUGUGUGUGUGUGCACGUGCGCAUGUGUUGCGCGAUAUAAAUAUUCUGCCGCUUGUUCGUCUCGAUCCUUCACGUCGGUCGCGUUGUACUUUCGUAGAGCUUGUGAAGCCGACCGAGUCGAGCCGAGCGACGACGACUAGCGAAUCUCUCACACUGAUCACGAACUUCUAGCUUCACGGUGUGUGAACCGAUAUAAUAUAAACCUGAUUCACAGUGUGUCGUAACCGGACUCGGGACCUCUCGGGUCGAGUUAAUAAUCCCUCGGCGAGGUCCGCUCACCAGUCGGGGGGGCGCUGGAAUUCCAGCGGGAAUGGAAAUGCUAUUAUUGCCGGGGAUUUCGUAAGGUGACGUUCGGAAAGCGCAGUAGAAGCGUAGUAGAUAGUUACCAGUUUGGAUAAUUUGAACAACGAGCGAGUGGGAAGAGUCGCAUAAGCGCCGGCGGCACACGCAAGGAGUGGCAUUUGCCAGCUAGAGGAACGAAGAGACAAACUUGAUUGCAAGGUGCCCGAUUAGAUAUGGACGCACUUUCAAUUAUCGGUCUGUUAGUUCUAGCCUAUUAUUUCGUCUACGUUGUUUGCGCUUUCGUCCUGGACUGCAACGUAGAGCUCGCCUUGAAGGAAAAGUUCGGCAGACCCGUCUCUGAUUUGAAGGGCAAGAAAGUAUGGAUCACCGGCGCGUCCAGCGGUAUCGGCGAGGAGUUGGCGUACGUGUUGGCCGAAGUGGGAUGUAAAUUGAUCCUGUCCGCCCGCAGAAUCGCCGAAUUGGAGCGCGUGAAGAAGAAGUGCUUGCAGAUAAACAAAAACCUAAGCGACGACGACGUGGAAGUGUAUCCUCUGGAUAUGCUUAAUUUUAACCUGCACAAGGAGGCAUUUCAACACGUAAUCGACAAAUUCGGCCAGUUGGAUAUCCUGGUCAAUAAUGCCGGUCGCAGCCAAAGAGCGAAAUGGGAGAAUAUCGAGGUCAACGUCGAUAGAGACAUGUUCGAGCUGGACGUUUUCUCUGUACUGUCGUUGAGCAGGAUGGCGGUCAAACACUUUUUACAAAUGGGCCAGGGUCAUCUCGUCGUCACCUCGAGCAUCGCAGGGAUCCUACCGAUACCGUUGUCAGCGUCUUAUUGCGGCGCCAAGCACGCGUUACACGGUUACUUUAACUCAUUGCUGAUGGAGCAUAGCGAUAAAAACAUCAACAUCACGAUAGUCUGUCCGGGUCCAGUGCAGACCAAUUUCCUAGCCGAAUGUUUCACGGACACGCCCGGCGAAAAAUACGGCAUAAAAACGGUAGUAGACAACAGCAAGGUGAGCGUGGAGCGUUGCGCCGAACUGAUGGGCAUUGCAAUCGCGAAUAAGCUGAAUGAAGUGUGGAUCGCCAAAACACCCGCGAUGCGACUCAUAUACGCACAGUACUGCUUCCCGAACGUUUUCCCAUGGUUGUUGAGAAGCUUAGGUCCGAAGUACCUGAUGAAGGUACGAGACGCUAAGAACGCAAGUACUGGCGCCACCAUCGAAAAAGACAGCAAGGAGAAAUGAUUGUAUUGUAGUCGCGUUUUUUCUAUCACGUAUAAUUGAAUCGUUCGAUGAUGUACGUUACACGUCAUAUAUGUCUCAACAUUUAUUUAUUGUUAUUGUAACGGAAUAAUUUAUUGAGUAAAUCCUCCUUAGACCGAUA
This is a messenger RNA of Dinoponera quadriceps, 2022 nucleotides long. Its product is annotated as dehydrogenase/reductase SDR family member 7. Bases 873 to 1883 code for a protein of 336 amino acids. The transcript has 8 exons. The record is from RefSeq and is a predicted model, not a curated record. NCBI's taxonomy places the organism in Eukaryota, Metazoa, Arthropoda, Insecta, Hymenoptera, Formicidae.